Oncorhynchus mykiss (rainbow trout) is the source of this 1118-nucleotide messenger RNA. RefSeq lists its product as uncharacterized. The record is from RefSeq and is a predicted model, not a curated record. Lineage: Eukaryota; Metazoa; Chordata; Actinopteri; Salmoniformes; Salmonidae.
CUACGCAUUUAAAAGUCAACAUAAGGACGGACUACUCAUAGCCACAAAUCCAGAGGCUACGCACUUAGCUAUGGACGUUUGAUUGAUAAACGCUCUGCCCUUCAUCAUUCUACCUGUUUGAUGUUGGAAAGGAGAACACGAGCGAGUCCUUUCUAAUGAUAUAUAAUCUAUUAUAAUUGGUUUACGUCUUGGAGGUUAUUUUAAACUACAGUACAUCAUUUCCAAAGCCAGUCCUCGCAUAGUGCAAAGAUGCAACUUCCACUUACAUUCAUUCUGUUUUUCAAUUUAAGUUGGGGUCUUCCAAUUGACACGGUCAUUCUGUUCCAGCGGUCGGGAGUGGUCGGCGAGAUGGAGACCGUCGAGCAGGUGUUGGUCAACGGAGCACCUCUCUCCGGCAGCGGGAAAUACGUCAGUGGCAUUCUCCGUGCUGUAUUGAUGGGCAACUACGAGUCUUUUCAGCAGGCGUUCGAGAUCGAAGAAAAUGUCACCAACACCAUGACAAAAAAUCCUACUUACCAGUACCUGCGUGUGCGUGAAUGCAAACUGAAUGGAUUUCGAGUGGUGCAUUCGACCGACCAGCUCCUUGUCAACGGGAAUGACUUCCUGACUUUGGACCAAUCCACAGACACCUGGACAGCUGAGGUACCACAGGCCCUCUCACUCAAACAGCUUUGGGACUGGGACACUGAGUUCACGAGGAGGGAGAAGAUGCAACUCCAUGAGAGCUGUACCGAACUGAUGAAGGAACUCAGACAUUCCGAGCCCACCACCAAUAGAGGAACGUCCCUGCUGACUGUCCUGGCUCCACUGUUUGCAUGCCUGACCUUUGUUGUCAUGGUUAUUGCAAGCUUCCUCAUCUCUAAACAACGAGAUCCCAGAGUUUCCAGACACCCUGGAGGUGUACUUGGCUCCAUUGUCCACUACUAUCAGAAUGUCACAGAAACACAAUCAGGAAAAGACUACCAGGCCCUCUAAAACUCAACCCACCUCCGCUCAUCCACCUCUGAUGACUGCUCUGUGAAGGGAGUUGUACGAGAUCUUCAGUUUCUUGGCAAUUUCUCACAUGGAAUAGCCUUCAUUUCUCAGAACAAGAAUAAAGUGACGAGUUUCAGAAGAAA